UCCGUAACUGCAAUUGCAACUGCAACGACCUGCAAUCGAAGUUGAAACGGCGUCGACUGUUCCGUGAAAUUAAUGAGGCGGAUAUUGAACUAGUGGAAGUGGCAGUGCAACGCGUGUUCCAAUAAAUGUGCAAUAAAUAUAAUACGGCGGAUUAGUGAGCUAUUGCAAGAGUCAAUCAAUCAAUAAAUCGCAUUAAUCGAUCGAUCUAGUGACUUGAAAAUGUUCUACCACAAUCGGCUGUUGGCCAUUGUGGCCCUCUGCUGUACCGUGCUUCUACAAGCACAACAGGCCAAUUCUCGCUCCAUUCGGGUGUCAGAUGGCUAUGGACAAGAACAUCCGAUAAUGCCCAAUGGUUACUACAGUCAUGCCUUUGGCUAUCAAGCACCCUUCGGCUAUGCACCCGCUCCUGUUUUCAGUCCGCCGGGCGGCUACUACGACAGGGACUAUGGCGUCUAUAAGGCUUUCCCCGGCGGUGGCAUUCCUGUGCGCGUCGAUUAUAACAAUCGAUGUUCCAGGAACUAUGUUGGCAUUAAACCGCAUCCGGAUCAGCAGCAAUACUAUUAUGUUUGUCAGCCCAACUGUGUUAUCUUCAGCAAAUGUCAAAAUUUGGAGCAAUUCAACUCGACGAGCGGUCGUUGUGAUGUGCAGCAUGAGUAUCCUCGACUGUGUGUGAAGGAGGGGCGGUAUCCUUACCACUACAACUGCAGGAUUUACUACAAAUGUGAUAAGGACUUGAUUCCUAGCUUAUAUCGCUGUCCCACCGGCACAAUAUUCUCGCCACAUGAAAGAAAAUGCAUUCCCGGCGACGCAUGCCCAUCCACCGAAAUCUCUAACAGUGGCAGCUACAUUCCCGAAAACUGUGAGCUAAAGUUUCCACAAUGCACAGAGGACGGUACCUUUAGAUCACCCUCUGAUUGCUCACUUUAUUACACAUGCAAGCUACAGAAAAGUGGAACCUACUUGCAAACGCGUUUCAAGUGCCCCGGCGACAACAGCUACGACACAAAACGAAAGAUCUGUCUUCCACACCGAGAGGUCAAAUGUCGGAACUAUGUUCGAGUCCCUAAUUUGGGCUACGCGUCAGUCGUGCCUUUAUAUCCCUAUAUAGCACAGCCCAGAAACUUGGCUCCUUCAUUGGAGAGUGACUACGAUGGAGAUGAUGAAGAAAAAGUAGAAGAGGCUAGCGUCGAUGUCGAUGGCGAGCCCACAGAGCCAGAAUCGACGGACAAUAGCGAUAAGGAAGCAGAAAUAGACGAACCAGCCACUUCUGAUAAAGUUUCAGCAUUUUCUGCAAAUACAAACACAUUUGCCCUUCACAGCCAAUCAAUUCCAGAAUCAAGGGAUCUUAUUAGAGAAGAGAGUGACCUAUUCCUAACCACUAACACUAUACCAGAAACACCAAACCCACCUAGAGUGCUUGCACCCUUUUCAAAUUCAGGUGGAAAUAAUUUUCCCCCUAAAGUUACUCGAUCUACACCAAGUAAACCAAAAUCACCAAAUCCGACGACUAUUAUAACAACAAUUCCGCCAUGGAGCAGCAAAAUUACAACCCCGACCACCACAAAUACACAUGCAAUUUCGUCAACAACGAAAAAACCAACUUCCGUAUUUACAAGUCUUCCCCCAAGUACAACUCUAACAACUUUCGAACCAUUAAUUACAACAGUCAACUCACCUCCUCCAACUUUGCCAACAAAUCCGACCACAAAAAUAUCGACACCAAAAACGACAACACAGUUUACGACUACCGUAUUCACAACUCUACCACCAAUAUCGUCGUCCACCUCCACGACCACCACAAAACUGCCUACGACCCCUGAAAAGACAACUCCGACAAAGACAACACCAACGACAACAACUAUAACAACAAGUCGUCCACCAACAACACCAACAGCGUCGACAAAACUGCCUACAACCCCUAAAGAGACAACUCCGACAAAAACAACUACAACGGUAAUACCAACUGGCCCACCAACGACGUCCACCACCACGACUUGCGAACCAUCGAUGCCGACCACAAAACUGCCUACGACCCCUAAAGAGACAACUCCGACAAAAACAACUACAACGGUAAUACCAAGUAGUCCACCAACAACACCAACGACGUCCACCACCACGACUUGCGAACCAUCGAUGCCGACCACAAAACGGCCUACGACCCCUAAAGAGACAACUCCGACAAAAACAACUACAACGGUAAUACCAAGUAGUCCACCAACAACACCAACGACGUCCACCACCACGACUUGCGAACCAUCGAUGCCGACCACAAAACUGCCUACGACCCCUAAAGAGACAACUCCCACAAAAACAACACCCACGACAACAACAACGGUGGUACCAACUGGCCCACCAACAACACCAACGACGUCCACCACCACGACUUGCGAACCAUCGAUGCCGACCACAAAACUGCCUACGACACCUCCAACAAAAACAACUACAACGGUAAUACCAAGUGGUCCACCAACAACACCAACGACGUCCACCACCUUGACUUCCGAACCAUCAAUACCGACCACAAAACUGCCUACGACCCCUAAACAGACAACGCCCACGACAACCACAACAAUAAUAACAAGUCGUCCACCAACAACACCAUCGACGUCCACCACUUUGACUUCCGAACCAUCGAUACCGACCACAAAACUGCCCACGACCCCUACAAAAACAACGCCGACAACCACAACGAUUAUAACAAGUCUACCAACAACACCAUCGACGUCCACCACUUUGACUUCCGAACCAUCGAUACCGACCACAAAACUGCCCACGACCCCUACAAAAACAACGCCGACAACCACAACGAUUAUAACAAGUCCACCAACAACACCAUCGACGUCCACCACCUUGACUUCCGAACCAUCGAUACCGACCACAAAACCGCCUACGACUCCUAAACAGACAACGCCCACGACAACCACAGCGAUAAUAACAAGCCGUCCACCAACAACCCCAUCGACGUCCACCACCUUGACUUCCGAACCAUCAAUGCCGACCACAAAAUCUACGACCAAACUGCCUACGACCCCUACAAAAACAUCGCCGACAACCACAACGAUAAUAACAAGUCGUCCACCAACAACACCAUCGACGUCCACCACCUUGACUUCUGAACCAUCAAUGCCGACAACAAAACCUACGACCACAGAACUGCCUACGACCCCGAAGAAGACAACACCGACAACAACCCCAGUAUUCACAAGUCUUCCCCCAAAAACUACGGUACCAACUUGUGGAUCAUCAAUGCCGACAACAACAUCCACAACCUCAAACUGUCCAACAAAGACGACACCGACAACUACGUUAAAGACAACUGAACAACCUACAACUCCUCCUCAAACUGAAAGCACAACUGUGUCCAUGCCUUCCACCAAGCCUCCAGGACCCUGCCCGGAUCAAACAACGGAAGUAAGCCCAGGAACAGUACCGACCGAUAUCACCGAUAAAGUGCCCGAGCUCAUCCUGAAGGUUUACGAGCCCGUGGAUCUGAAAAUUGUCUUCUGUCCGAGAAAUUGCGAGGAAGAUCAUGAGCACAAGUUCGACCCAGAUGAUAUUAAUAAGCACAAUAAAACGAAUAAUCAACUACUUGAACAUAAGCCCCAAUCUAAGCACAGUGUGGAUCUUCAAUGGAAGCCUCGGACCAUCGACGACACCUUGGGUUUUGAAACAAUGACAUAGGUCAAGAGAUAUUCUGACUUAAAAUGUUCGCGAAAAAUAGUCUGCUUUAUAUUCAAAUAUGAUAAGUUAAUUGAAUUAUAUCGCCUUUAAUAAACACUUUAAACAAAUUAAAA
Molecule: messenger RNA, 3794 nt
Organism: Scaptodrosophila lebanonensis
Lineage: Eukaryota; Metazoa; Arthropoda; Insecta; Diptera; Drosophilidae
Gene: Mur2B
Product: mucin-2
Exons: 6
Coding region: 220-3681 (1153 amino acids)
Cellular component (GO): extracellular region
Molecular function (GO): chitin binding
Source: RefSeq, a predicted model, not a curated record